GAAAAUUAUUUGACGCAAUUUGACUCUAAUAUAAUUGCAGUGCAAGAUUGACUAGCAAUCUUAACCCAGUCAUCAAAUUAUCCAUUUUUUUUAGCCUAAUAAAGCAAAAGAAAUCGCUAUGGAAAAGAAUAAACUUUCAUUUAAGUUAGAUGAGCCUGUUACUACGGCUCUAAAUGUAAAUCCACUGACUGAUGUCAAUAAGGAAGACAGCCUGUCUUUUGUAGUGCUUGGUCAAGAUUCAUUGGAGGCUCAAGCUUCCUUAUUAGCUUCGUAUACUGAUCUUCAACAGAAAAGCAUGUUAAUCGAUUAUGAGUCAAUAGUGUCAUCGAUGACCACAACUGAGAUACAACACAAAUUGAUAGAAGUGUGGCAAGAAAAUGUGAAAUUGAAUGAAACUUUAAGGAAGAAUAACAUAUCUAUGAAGCAACAGUUCGAUACCCUGACAGAGUUGAUGAAGGAAUCAAAAAAAGUUCGUCAGGUUCACAAGCAAAAGUUUGCAGAAACUCUAAACUCCAUGAAUCAUUUGCAAAAGGAAAAUACAGAAUUGAAAUCUAAUUUCUGGUCUUUUGAAUACCUCCAAGAUAUUCAGUAUGAGAUUGUUAAAGUUUUUUCUGAUGAUACCAUUGUUGUUCCUUCCAAGCCUGAGAAACUUGACGCAAAUGAAAUAUGUGAAUUUGCAGCUAUAAUAUCAAAAAUAGCAGAUAAACGUCUUAAAAAAUUCAUAAAAUUUGUAUUAUCGAAGAAAUUUGAUAUUAAAGAAGAAUUACAAAACUUGCAGCAAUUAGAAAUGGAAAAAGAAUUACAGUCUGCAAUGAUAGAUGACAGCAUAAAUUACAAACUUUACGAUGAAGAGAUUAGAGAAAAUUCGAAAUGUUUGGAGGUAAAAAAUCAGGAAAUUGUUUGCUUAAAAGAAUCCAUUCCUCUACAUGAACAGAAGUUGCAAUGUGUUCUUACUCCUGUUCAACAAGAUUUAUUAGGAACAUCCAAUUUAAAUCAUCAAAAAUUCGUAGAAAAUAUAAAGCAGUAUAAUGAUAUGCUGCAAGAGUUAACCAAAUGUUUUAUAGGACAAGUAGUACGUUUUGUUACCAUAGAAAAAGAUUUAAAGGAAAUUACGGAUAUACUUAGACUUGACGACAAUUCUAAAAUGCAAUAUAAAGAGAAAUUAUGUCAAUAUUACAAAGAAUUAACUGAUGAACAAAUGAAAAUCAUUAUUGAUAGGCAGACGCUAAUAAAAUCACAAAACCAAUUCCAAAAGAUAUUGUCUGAUCACAAUUCUGUUCUACAUGAAUUGCAAAUAAUGCUCGAUAAAAACGUGAAACUAAACAUUUUAGAGGAUAAUAGCUUUUGCAAGAAUUCACAAACGUUAGAGCAACUGGAACACGACAAGCAAUCAUUAGAACAAGAAAAAAAUAUUUUCGAUCAAGAGAAGAACACUUUCGAUCAAGAGAAAGAAAAAAAAUCCUUUGAAAUUCAAAAAAAGAGCUUGGACAUGGAACGUACAUCAUUGCAAGACGAGAGAAAACUUUUAGAACAAGAAAAAAUCGCUUUAAAUGAAAAAAAAAUGUCACUUGAUCAUCAGAGUCAGUUAUAUAAAAAUUGCGAAAGUGAUCUUCACAAUGAAAAAAAAACGAAAACAAGAUUGCAAGCCCGUAUUAAACAAUUAUCGGAUAAGACAAGUAGCUUGCAACAGCAAAUUGAAGAAAAAGAAAAAAAAUUUGAAAAGAUGCUACAAUUGCUUGAACAAUGCGCGGAAGAGAAAAUUGCAUUACGAUCGCAAUCAUUGAUUGACAAAGAAGCUUUUCGAAAUUUAGAAAAAAUGAAUGAAGCAUUGUUGGAAGAAAAGUGUAAAUUGGAUAAGGAAUUGCUGAAGCAAAUAGACUUUAACAAACAGUUACAAUCCCGUUACAAAACACCUAACAACUCUACUGAUAUGUCAGAACAAAUGUUUAAGAAAUGUUUAAGAAAUUACAACUGUACAUGUAGUCGAAAUAAAAUGCUGUCCAAAAUACUGUAAGAAGUUCAUAUCACCGCAUUCAAAGACUUAAAAAAUGCUUAAAAGAUUAAGAAAUCA
Messenger RNA from Cyphomyrmex costatus, 2071 nucleotides. Its product is annotated as centromere-associated protein E. The record is from RefSeq and is a predicted model, not a curated record. The coding region runs from base 119 to 2014 and encodes 631 amino acids. NCBI's taxonomy places the organism in Eukaryota, Metazoa, Arthropoda, Insecta, Hymenoptera, Formicidae. The transcript has 7 exons.